Argentina anserina (silverweed cinquefoil) is the source of this 1081-nucleotide messenger RNA. Its product is annotated as probable CCR4-associated factor 1 homolog 11. Lineage: Eukaryota; Viridiplantae; Streptophyta; Magnoliopsida; Rosales; Rosaceae. Gene Ontology annotation, cellular component: P-body; CCR4-NOT complex; CCR4-NOT core complex. The record is from RefSeq and is a predicted model, not a curated record. Gene Ontology annotation, molecular function: poly(A)-specific ribonuclease activity; nucleic acid binding. The coding region runs from base 148 to 993 and encodes 281 amino acids. The transcript has a single exon.
UUCUUCAGUCUUCUUCCAGAAACCGAAAAUCAAACCCUAAAGAACAAAAACAAAAGAGAAACCAGAAAAUCCUCCUUUUAUUUAUUUUAAAUUUCCGAUCGGAAACCUUGAUCCAGAUCCCGGUCCAGACCUGGAAGACCUCAAGCCAUGUCAUCGUUGUCAGACCCGCCGCCGAAGAUCCGAAUCCGAUCGGUAUGGGCCGAUAACCUCGAGGACGAAUUCCAUAAGAUCCGAUCCGUCAUCGACGAUUUCCCGAUGAUCUCCAUGGACACGGAGUUUCCCGGCGUCGUCGACCUCCCCGACGCCGUGUUCCGUGACCGGGAGGUGCCGAAAGACCACGCCGACGCGAACUAUCUCGUUCUCAAGGCCAACGUCGACCAGCUCAACCUGAUCCAGGUCGGCCUGACUCUCUCAGACCGCGCCGGCAACUUGCCGGAUUUAGGAUCGGAGGUGAAGUAUAUUUGGGAGUUCAAUUUCAAAGACUUCGACGUGGCGCGUGAUAAGUACGCGAACGACUCCAUCGAGUUGCUGCAGCGCCAGGGCAUCGAUUUCGAGCGCAACAGGGACCAGGGGAUCGACUCGUACAAAUUCGCCGAGCUGAUGAUGUCAUCCGGCCUCGUCUGCAACGAGGACGUGACGUGGAUCACGUUCCAUAGCGCCUACGAUUUCGGAUACCUGGUCAAGCUACUGACGUGGCUGCCGUUGCCGGAGGACCGGGCCGGGUUCUUGGACCGGGUGAAGGUGUUCUUCGGCUCCGGAGGCUACGACGUGAAGCAUCUGGCGAGGUGUUCGUCGCAUCUAUGGGGUGGAUUGGACCGGGUUUGCCAGGCCUUGAAUGUGGGCCGGGUCGUUGGAAAGAAGCACUUGGCCGGGUCGGAUAGCCUCCUCACAUUGCACGCCUACCAGAGGAUCAAAGAGCUGUACUUUAGCAAAGGUGGAUUAGAGAACUACGCCGGCGUUUUGUAUGGUCUAGAUUCUCGAAACCAUCGCUGAAAUCUACUCCCUUAUGGAUUUCUUUCGCUGUUUAGUAAAUUUUGUAUACAGUUUGCUUGCUCAAUAUUAUUAGGCCUUAUUAAUCCUU